Ochlerotatus camptorhynchus is the source of this 1615-nucleotide messenger RNA. It is a transcript of the gene Nasp, whose product is annotated as Nuclear autoantigenic sperm protein. Gene Ontology annotation, molecular function: histone binding. The record is from RefSeq and is a predicted model, not a curated record. Gene Ontology annotation, biological process: CENP-A containing chromatin assembly; DNA replication-dependent chromatin assembly. Lineage: Eukaryota; Metazoa; Arthropoda; Insecta; Diptera; Culicidae. The transcript is spliced from 4 exons. Gene Ontology annotation, cellular component: nucleoplasm. Bases 179 to 1426 code for a protein of 415 amino acids.
UAAAGUUGGUUCGAGUUCUGUUUAGUAAAAGUAUUUUUUUAAGGCAAUUAUAAUAAUUGAUUGCUGCUAGUGCAAAAGAUUUUCCUAAAUUUACGAACUCUGUGUGCUUCCUGUCGGUCACCAUCACCAUUCACCAUCGAUCGGCCGGUUUUGAUAAAUUCAGAAAUAAAAACGAAAAAUGGCAGAAAAAUCGGAAACUCUCGUGACGAAGGAAGAGAAGGUGGCAGAAGCGAAAGAGCUGUUUGGCCGUGGAAGUCGAAACUAUUGCAUGAAACAGUACUCAGAGGCUGCCGACGAUCUUAGCGCUUGUUGCACCAUCUACUCGGAGUUGUAUGGUCCGACGGCGGACGAAUGUGGUUCAGUCUAUUUGUUGUACGCCAAGUCCUUGAUUGCUUUAGGCAAAGACGAGAACAAUUUGAUUGUACCGGGCGAAGGAGAAGAGGAGGAAGAUGAUGGAGAUGAAGAGGGCGAAGACGGUGAAGAAGGUGAUGAGGAGGGAGAUGGCGAGGAUGACGGGGAAGGAAAGGUUCCGGAAGGAGAGAAAGAAGACAAAUCAGACAACAACAGCGAAGAGACAGCUGAGGCAGAGAAAGUUGAAAAUAAAGAAUCCAAAAUAGAUGACACAGCAGCAGCAGAAUCCUCAUCGAAAAUGGAAGAAGAACCACAGCCUGGACCAUCGACAUCAAAUGGUGAACAACAGCAAAAUGAAGAAACGGAAGAAGAUGAAGAGGAGAAGUGCGAGGGUAACUUGGAAGUGGCUUGGGAAAUUUUGGAACUGGCGGUAAAAAUCUUCGAAGGGCAAGGAGAAUCAUCUUUGGAUAACUUGUCUGAAUGUUACGCCGAAUUGGCAAGCAUUUCUUUGGAGAACGGAAAUUUUGCUCUUGCUAUCAGUGAUUACAACAAAGCUCUGGCGGUGUAUGAUAAAACGGGCAAGUCUGACCGACGAGUCAUUGCCGAAAUUCACUAUAAAAUUGGUCUUUGCCAUUUGAUGCAAAAUGAAUAUGACGACUCGAUUAAGGCUUUCCGUGAGGCAUGCAGCGAAAUGGAUAAUGUCGUUCUGCAGGAAAAAGCUAAGGAACAGGACGACAAAACUGAGGCUGCAAUUAAAAAUCUUGAGGAAACCAAGCAGGAAGUUAUGGAGAAAAUAGCGGAAGUUGAAGAUACUAAGAAGACGUCGAUCGAGGUAGUCAAACGUGAAUUGUCCAAAAUCAUUGUCAAAUGUGAUAGCACGAACGGCUUUGAUGGUGCCGGCCCUUCUUCAUCUUCUUCUGCGACCAACGGAACUUCCUCCAGUGCAAAAAGUACCGAAAAACCCACCGACAUCACUCACCUAAUCAAACGUAAGAAACCGGACUCGGCCACCACCGAGAUUGAAGGUUCUCCCGCUAAGAAGACGGCAGUUGAGGCAGACAAGAGCAGCGACUAAAUUCGACGUAUUCCGUUUCCUUCUUUUUGAAUAUUUACGUUUCUUUCUCUAUCCUGUUAUUCGCGAUACUCCCAGUGAACAGUUUACCACUGUGAAUUUUAAGUUAUUUUUACCAUCUUUCCUUUUUAAAUAAGAAAAUAGUUGUGAUUGCAAGGUUAAAUAAUCGAAAAUAAAUUCAUGUCUAUGUAU